Equus caballus (horse) is the source of this 4356-nucleotide messenger RNA. Lineage: Eukaryota; Metazoa; Chordata; Mammalia; Perissodactyla; Equidae. The record is from RefSeq and is a predicted model, not a curated record.
GGGGUAUUUAUAGCUACGGUCGCAGCUUGCCCUCUUGCAUGUAAUUCGACCCCGAAGCACUGGGGCCUCCCACGCAUCUGAGGACAGAGGUCCAAGCUUGUUCUGCCAAAUAUCAGGCCCUCAGUCCUGCCAGUGGGAACCAGCCAUUUCUCCCUUCGACCCCAAAAGCCCGUACUCCAGCCCCCUCCUCACUCAGAACCAGAAGUCCGGGACUCCAGUUUGAACUUUUCACUCCCCUGAAUCCGACUCCUGCUGCUGCGUCAGGGAAAAAGCGACAGGUGGCACCUGCCUGCAGGGCCGGGACGCGACCACCUGCCCCUGCUGCUCACCCGGCGUCCCUCUCCCGGCACCUGCUUCUGUCAGUCUGCCCGCCGCUGCCCCGCCCGACCCCGUAGUCCCAGGACGAGGAGGAGGAGCAAGCCAGGGAACCCCGACGUGCGCCCCGCCCCGGGGCCUCCCAGCCCGCGCUUCUGCCCCUUCUCAGGGUCCCGGGGGGGCUCCCGGCACGCCCCCGAAAGGGGGGUCUGAGGCGGUCCCAGGCUGGUGGGCGGGGCCUGUGGCCUCCAGCCUAAACCGUGGGACACAACCCGCUGCAGAGUACAGCUGCGCCGAGCCCACCUGUCCAGGUCCCCAUCCCAGCCUUGGCAAUGACCCUGGCGGCCUCCUCCCAGCGCUCCCAAAUCAUUCGCUCCAAGUUCCGAUCUGUCCUCCAGCUUCGGAUCCACAGACGGUAUCAGGACCCAACCUUGUUCCUCCCUGCCUGGCCUGCUGCCGGCGGCCUCUCAGGCUUCUUCACUGCUUCUCCAGUCUCAGAUCCAGAUCCGUGGAUCUCAGCCUCAGGCCCAGCUCUGGCUCCGGCCCCAGCCUUGCCCGUGGGUCCUGCUCCUUCCCUCUUCAGCCCUGGGGUCCUGCUCCCUGAGCCAGAAUACUGCCCUUGGAGGUCCCUGAAGAAGGAGUCUCCCAAGAUCUCCCAACAAUGGAGGGAGCCCAAGCCGGAGGGGAACUUGACACACCACCAGUACAUGCCCCCAGAGCCAAGACAAGGGUCCAGGACAGACCCUCAGACCGAAAGGUCAGCCCUAGCUCCUCCUGGGUCACCUCUGUGGGAAGGGACAAACUCACAGCAGCCACCUCCUAGGAUGAAGCCCACUCCCGUCACUGCCUCCCCACCAGGAAUCCCCAGCCCCUCGCCCCCUCCACACAAGAUGGAACUUCAGACUCUUAAACUGGAGGAGCUGACGUCCUUCCUCUCUCGGUUUCCAAAGGUCCAGUCCCGGCUCCCGCCUACGCCCCGGAGCCCGCCCAGCACGGCCUCUCCCCGCCCUCCACCCCAGGUCUCGGAGCUCCGGCAGCAGCUGCGCCUGCGGGGCCUCCCGGUGUCCGGGACCAAGUCGAUGCUCCUGGAGCGCAUGCGCGGCGACGCCACGCCCCGUGAGCGGCCGAAGCCGCGGCGCGAGGACAGUCCCGCUGGGGCUCGCUGGCCGCGUCUCAGGCCUAAGACGCAGGGAGCCGCCCGGCGGCCGGGUUCGUUGAAGCCCAGCUCAGCAUCUCACCAGCCGCCUCUUCCACGUGCCGCGGAAACCCUUGUGACAGCUCCGGCUCCGGCUCCAGCGCUGACCCCUUCCUCAGCACCAGCAUUGGUGGCUCUGACUCUGGAGGAGGAGCUUCAGGAAGCGAUCCGCAGGGCGCAGGUGAGAGGGAGAGGGCUAGGGUUCUCUGGUCAGGAUCUGAGCCCGGAGUCUCAGGGUCACGCUGCUUCUGCCUGUCCGCAGUUGCUUCCGAACCGGGGCAUCGAUGACAUCCUGGAGGGCCAGGUGGAGCCUAAUGACCCGCUGCCCCCCAUUCCUCUGGACUUCCCCGGCUCCUUUGACGUGCUGUCCCCCUCCCCGGACUCUGAAGGCCUCUCAUCUGUCUUCUCUUCCUCACUCCCAUCUCCCACGAGCUCCCCAUCCCCCUCUCCGAGGGGCCCCACAGACUCCUUGGACUGGCUGGAGGCUCUGAGUGGGGGUCCCCCGCUGGGCAAUGGCCCCCCAGCCCCCAGCAUCUUCUCUGCUGACUUAUCUUACCCCAGUGGCACCCGGCUGUGGGACCUGCUGGAGGAUCCAUGCUGAUGGAUUCUGGGGUUUCCAGGGACUGAGACCUGGUGGGGAUGGGGAGGUCACAGAGACAGACUCUCUGAGGGAGGGGUUGGAACAACCAGCAGAGCCCCUCCCACCACAGACGAAGACAACUUUCUUCCCCACCUGGCCCUGGCACUGCUGCUGAUGUGCCAACCACCUUGCUCCGCCUGCCUAAUCUCCAUGUGAUCCCCUCCAUGGUUGUGUGGUUGGGGCCGGGGAGGUUUCAUUUGCUGCUGGUCAGGGUAAACAAGUUGCUUGCUACUUCCUGCAGAGAACUCAUGGAUGUCUUUGUUCCCACCUUCUUCCCCCCUAUCCCCCUGACUAGAUGGCUGCCUGUUGCCGGGGAGUCUGGAAGGUGGUCUGUGCUUUCUAGAUGCAGGAGAGGGGCAGGGAAGAGCAGAGAGGAGAAGAGGGAGCCAGACCCUGGCUUCUGGUUGGCGAUGAGAAAGUCAGAAGCGUUGUGUCUGAGGUCAGAAUCUCUUGGAAGCAGAGCCUGAGACGAGAUUCACAUGCCUGUGAUUUAUGAAAGAAAUGCUUCCAGGAGGAACCGAAAAGGAGUGGAUGAAAAAAGACAGUGAAGGGGACGAAGACCAGCAAGAGGGUGACUUCAGAUGAAGUCCCAAACUCAGCCUGAUCCCCCGGGGAGCUCUGGAGGACAAAUUAAGUUGCAGAGUCUUUCCCACCUCGAGAGAAAGGGAACUGGGCCUUUGAGGCAAAGGGAGAUCCCUGUUUGGGUUUAUUAUCACUGAAUUCCAACCACCCCAAAGCUUAGAGUCUUAAAAUAAUAACUGUCUGUGAUCACUCACAAUUCCAUGGGUUGACUGGGCUCAGGGAGGCAGUUGUUGGGCAACAUAUGAUGUCAGCCAGGGCUGUGGUCAUCUUAGGGCCCAACCAGGCUGCAACAUCCAAGAUGGCGCCCUCAGCCGUGUCUGGUGCCUUGGCAAGAUGGCUAUUAGGCUGGACCCAACUGGGCUGUGGGACAUCUGGACUUCUCUCAUUCUCUGUGUAGCCUCAGUGUUCUCCCUGUCCAUGUAGUCUCUCCAACGGGGUAGCUGAACUCCUUACAUGGUAGCUCAGGGCUCCCCAAAACAAGCAUUCCUAGGGGAGGAAGCAGAAGCCGCCAGUCUCUUAAAGACUAAGCUUGGAACUCACAGUGUCACUUCCACCACAUUCGAUUGGUUAAUGCAAGUCAGGCCAUCCCAGGCUGAAUAGGGGAGGGACCACACAAAUGUGUGCAUAUCAGGGGCGUGGUUACUGAGGGCUGUAUUUAGAGACUUGCUACUACACCCCUCUCAGCAGUCGUGGGCCGUGGGUCCCGAGAAGCGGGCAGGACAUAAACUCCCGGGCACCUGAAGCCCAUGGGCAGUUCUGGGGAGAAGGGCACAGGGUAAGCCAUUAGCAGCAAAGCGUUUGAAAAUGUAGGUAUUAUUAUUCAGAUAUGGUGAGACCAACAGAUCAGGAGAUGAUUGCCAUUGAAAAGAUAGUUUGUUAUUCUCACAGAUCCCAAAAGAAGGGGAUGCGCCAAGCCAUGCAGGGCCACAUGGGGAAGCACCACAGUAGCCAGGAUGCAGAAGGAGAGAGGGGAACCAUGGGCAAGAGUCUUUAUGGUAGUUUCCUCUGGAAGGAACAGACGAGGCAAGGUAAGCAGGCUUAGGAUUGUUUAGUUUGACUAAUGUCAGCAGGCUCUGGGGUGUAGGGGCUGUCCAUAGUUGUCUGGAACCUGGCCCUGGAGUGCUUCGGCAGAACCAUGGUGGUCUGGAGUAUAAGAGCUCCGUAAAGGAAGUGGUUGGGGGUCUGGGCUCUGGGUCGGCUGCCUUGCCUAGGAGAGAUCCACUCACAGGUAAGCCCUUCAUUAUCUCUAGGAAUUGGCUAGCCUGGGGAGGGACAGUCCCUCCAAUGUCAACAAGGCCCCAGCUGUCAAGGCACCAGAAAUAUGGAAAAUAAAAAGGCAUGAUUAAUGCACAAGGCACACAGUAGCUGGGAGCUGGGUGCACAGAGCUGGAAAGAGAAAUCUGAAGGGACCUGGGCGGGCCACCAACAGUGUCUGCCACAGUUGGAAAAGGACACCAGACCAGUUACGGGCAACAGGACCUAGAGCCAGUGACUUUCCCUCAUCUUGCUGUCAGUUUCCUCAUCUGUACCUACAGCCCAGGGUGGAUGAGGGUGUUCACUGAGACUGUCCAUGAACUGGACCUGGCAUGUGACAUGUGCUAAUAAACACUUAUCAUCGUUUUUA